CAUCAGGGUCUGCAGAUAAGACCCUGAUGAUUUGGAAUCUGAACCCUAAGGCCAGGGCGUUCCGGUUUGUUGGACACAAAGAUGUCAUCACAGGGAUCCAGUUCUCCCCUGCAGGAGAUCUGGUCGUCUCUGCGUCCCGGGACAAGACUGUACGGCUGUGGACGCCCAGCAUGUGAGUGAAGAGAAAACCACCUGAUAUCCCGGGGAUCGAACUCACUAUCCUGGCGUUGCAAGAGCCAUGUUCUACCAACUGAGCUACAGAGAACCACACCCACACCUGGCUUUAGACGACACAUUCAUGCAGUCUCUGGCAGUUGUCAUUAAGAUCACAACACCCUUCAGCUAGUGCCUAGACUAUCCAACUUCAUUGACAUUUGAACAACCUGAGAUAUUGUAUUCUGGAGCUAGCCUACCUAACUUUAAUGUCUCCUUGCACAACAUUGAACAUUACCUGCUAGAUUCACCUUAGUGCAUUGCUGUUAGAUGUUUGUUACCCACAUUUCCCUCUCUGAGCACCUGUCUCUUUCUUUCCUGUGUUUUUCAGUAAAGGAGAGUCGAUGGUGUUCAAAGCCCACACGGCUACAGUACGCAGUGUCAACUUUUCUCACGACGGCCAGAGGCUGGUGACGGCGUCGGACGACAAGUCUGUCAAGGUGUGGAGCGUCCACAGACAACGUUUUGUCUACUCACUCAACCAGCACACCAACUGGGUCCGCUGCGCCAGGUACUGAACCAACAACUGUGUGUAUGUGUGCGUGUUUGUGGUUGGUUUACACCAUAAAGUAGGGCUGUAACGAUUCACCGAUAUGCAUCGGUCCCCAGUUCAAGAUAUGAGUGAGCGCAUCGGUCUGUGGGAUCCCAAACCGAUCUAAAUGUAGCAAGCAUCGGUCAGAAAAUCGAUUCAAUCGUUACGAAUUUCCGGUUCACUAAAAUGUUUUAAAAUACUUUAUUAUUUUGUGACAACUGUGUCCUCUCCUUCAGUAUUGAACUAAGCAUGCAAUUAUGUUGACAGUAUUGAUUUACAAGUCAUUUUGCAUGCCGAACAACCCCAAGCAAUAUCAGUAGCCUAGUCAAAUUGCGCGCUGAGUGCAGCUUCGCACGCUGACCAACGGCCUAUUCCUGAUCUGGCACAUCUGCACGUCACCUUCAGCAUUCAAAAGUUUGUAAAAUGGCUUUAGAUGUUUAUUUAGUCACAUGCACAGGGUCGCAAAUGUAGUUGCAGUGUACAGUGAAAUUCUUGAGCUCCGAGCUCCAACAUUGGUGAGAAUUAAACAAUAAAAAAGUAAUAAUAUAGGAAGUCCGGGGGAGCAGGUGGGGGGACAGGGCGAGCAGGUAGCUGACUAGUGGUGGCUAUUCAGCAUCCUGAUGGUCUGGGGGUAUAAGCUGUUGGCCAGUCUGUUAGUUUUAGCCAUGAUACUCCUGUACUGCCUGCGUCUGACUCAUGGAAGUCCAGGCCGUGGCUUAGGUGGCUGAGGACCCUUUAUUAGUUGAGUGACAACCAAGGUAUUUUUAUCAAAUGCGCUGUUGAAAGUUGUGUUUUACCCUAAUAAAAGUAGCCUAAGGUACCGGUGGGGAGACAACUCUCAUCUGACUAUAGGUAGGCUAAAUGCUGACCGGGUCUUACAUUAGAUAUUAUUUUGAUUGUUCAGAUUCACAAUCAGCAAUAGUUUUGGUAGUUUUGCUUGAAACAAUCAGUAUAUAUGGUUAUUUUUAGAUGGGUAAAGUUGAAGCGGGAGAAAAAGAGAGGCUCACUCGGAGUCCAUCAACUUCCAAAUGGUCUAAACCAUUUGGUUACGAGAUGGAUGAAAUCCAAGUUGUGCUAUACUGUAUAUUCAUUGACUAUGUCAUAGCAAUUUUUUAAAAGAUAAAUAUUGAUAGCUCUAACACUUUUAAUCUGCAAAAAUGCAAAAUGCAAUGCAAAUGCAAAAAUGACAAAUGGUGGCGAUUUCAGAUCAAAAGUAUGUGGGGAGGGGGGGUGAUGUGGCCACACUGGGAUUGUUGUGUGUUGUGACAAGGUAUGGGUGGUAUACAGAAGAUAGCCCUAUUUGGUAAAAGACCAAGUCCAUAUUAUGGCAAGAACAGCUCAAAUAAGCAAAGAGAAAUGACAGUCCAUCAUUACUUUCAGACAUGAAGGCCAUUACAAGCUAUGAAGGACAAAUACUGGAGUUUUUGUGCAGGUACAUCCAACUAGCUCAAAAAUAAUAUUGCAAUAUUGUCAACGAUACGAUAUAUCGUCAAAAAUAAUAUCUGUAUCAAUAUGUAACUGUAUCAAUAUUAUUUUUCUGGUCAAAAAAAUAAAAAAAAGAUCACUACUGCGGCCGAAGAUUGUGUUUGUAUUUUGUCAUUCAGGUUUUCACCUGACGGCCGUCUGAUUGCAUCCUGUGGUGACGACCGCACAGUGCGACUGUGGGACACCUCCACCAAACAGUGCAUCAACUGCUUCACAGACUAUGGAGGGUAAGAAAGAUACUUAUUUUUAUAUAUUUAUUGUUCAUUUUCUGUGUGUAUUUGAUUAAGGCUAUACAAAACCUGUCAUUGUUUUUUCAUUUGCACAUUUGGCAUUUGUAAUAAAAUAAAGUCAGAUCAUGUCCACGGGGGGGACAGUAUGAAAAGUAAAAAAAUAAUGUAUGCACUCACUAACUGUAAGUCGCUCUGGAUAAGAGCGUCUGCUAAAUGACUAAAAUGUAAAUGUAAUGUUGAUGUGACAUUAUGAAUGUCUGUAAGGGGGAGGGGGGUUUAACCAGUGUGAAGGUUUUUCAACAUGACCGCUAGGUGGUGCUGUUGUAUUACAUUUUUUAAUGUUUGGACCCACCUGAGAUGAUUGACUCCUUUGAUAAGUAGUACCCUAUUCCCUCCACCUUCCUAGAUCAGCAACAUUUGUAGACUUCAACACCAGUGGCACCUGUAUAGCAUCCUCAGGAGCAGACAACACACUGAAGAUCUGGGACAUACGGACAAACAAACUGCUCCAGCAUUACCAAGGUAACAAGCUUUUAAAAGGCUUAAGAAUUCUACUGAAUGAAAGCCUGGUUGCCAGAUCUUUUUCUAUUUUAGCCAGUCUGAGUGUACUGUAUUAGAAACACACCUGGCAACUAAGCUUACUAUAUUAGAGAGCCCAGGUUGGAUUUCUGCACACCUAAACCUCGGUCUUUGGUAUCAGUCCACAGUGCGGGGAUCAAUUGCUUUUCCUUCCACCCAUCUGGUAACUACCUGAUCAGUGGCUCCAGUGACAGCACAGUGAAGAUCCUGGACCUCCUGGAGGGACGCCUCAUCUACACCCUCCACGGACACAAGGUAACGCUUAGGCCACAUUUAGGACCACGCUAAGGCUGUUCUUUAUGCUACAGUAUGUGGACAUCCCCAUCUGAAAAGAACAGGAAGGCCCGCACACUGUUUAUGCUCCCAAUUCACUGCUUUAUUCACUAUGUUUCGAUCCGAAAUGGAUCUUCGUCAGGUCAAACAGACUGAGUGCUCACAUCCCAAAAUAUACCCAUUUCAUCUCACAUGACCAUUACGCACAUGAUGCAUGGUGGGUGUGUAAACCAUUCAAUUCACUUUUGCGCAUAGUCAAUCAUAAUUAAUCACAGAGGUACAUAUGGUCAUAUGGGUCCAAGUUAAAAACCUAGGCAACAGUAAAAAAAAAAAAAAAAGAGAUUACGUUGGAAACUGUUGGAAUAUCUAUUUGUAAGUCGCUCUGGAUAAGAGCGUCUGCUAAAUGACGUAAAUGUAAUGUAAAUUAAUACCUGCCCAUAUGACCAUUACGUGCAGGAGGCGCGGUGGCCAUAGAUAUAAUUACAGUGACCUAUUUUUUUUUUUUAACUACUUGUGUAUCUCUAAUAAUUUGAUAUCAAUGAUUCAAUACAGUGCCUUUGAAAAGUAUUCAGACCCCUUGACUUUUUACACAUUUUGUUACAUUAAAGCCUUAUUCUAAAAUUUAUGAAAUAGUUUUUUCCCAUCGUCAAUCAACACACAAUACCCCAUAAUGACAAAGCCAAAACAGGUUUUUAUAAAUUUUUGCCAAUGUAUUACAAAUAAAAAACGGAAAUAUCACAUUUACGUAAGUAUUCAGACCCUUUACUCAGUACUUUGUUGAAGCACCUUUGGCAGCGAUUACAGCAUCAAGUCUUUUGGGGUAUGACGCUACAAGCUUGGCACACCUGUAUUUGGGGAGUUUCUCCCAUUCUUCUCAGCAGAUCCUCUCAAGCUCUGUCAGGUUGGAUGGGGAGCGUCGCUGCACAGCUAUUUUCAGGUCUCUCCAGAGAUGUUUGAUCGGGUUCAAGUCCGGGCUCUUGCUGGGCCACUCAAGGACAUUCGGAGACUUGUCCCGAAGCCACUCCUGCGUUGUCUUAGCUGUGUGCUUAGGGUCAUUGUCCAGUUGGAAGGUGAACCUUCGCCCCAGUCUGAGGUCCUGAGCGCUCUGAAGCAGGUUUUCAUCAAGUAUCUCUCUGUACUUUGCUCCGUUCAUCUUUCCCUCGAUCCUGACUAGUCUCCCAGUCCCUGUCGCUGAAAAACAUCCCCACAGCAUGACGCUGUCACCACCAUGCUUCACUGUAGGGAUGGUGCCAGGUUUCCUCCAGACAUGACGCUUGGCAUUCAGGCCAGAGAGUUCAAUCUCGGUUUCAUCAGACCAGAGAAUCUUGUUUAUCAUGGUCCGAGAGUCCUUUAGGUGCCUUUUGGCCAACUCCAAGCGGGCUGUCAUGUGCCUUUUACUGAGGAGUGGCUUCCGUCUGGCCAAUCUACCAUAAAGGCCUGAAUGGUGGAGUGCCGCAGAGACGGUUGUCCUUCUGGAAGUUUCUCCCAUCUCCACAGAGGAACUCUGGAGCUCUGUCAGAGUGACCAUCGGGUUCUUGGUCACCUCCCUGACCAAGGCCCUUCUCCCCCGAUUGCUCAGUUUGGCCGGUUGGCCAGCUCUAGGAAGAGUCUUGGUGGUUCUCAAACUUCUUCCAUUUAAGAAUGAUGGAGGCCACUGUGUUCUUGGGGACCUUCAAUGCUGCAGACAUUUUUCGGUACCCUUCCCCAGAUCUGUGCCUCGACACAAUCCUGUCUCGGAGCUCUACGGACAAUUUUCAAUGUCUGAAAACCUGUUUUCGCUUUGUCAUUAUGGGGCAUUGUGUGUAGAUGAGGAUUAUUUAUUUAAUCCAUUUUAGAAUAAGGCUGUAAUGUAACAAUGUGGAAAAAGUAGAGCUGAUGUUGUGAUGAGCCUCCAUGAAAUGCGCAGCCACAGGGUUUCUCUGGUCAAGGGUCCUGAUAUUACUCCUGUGUUCUGCUAUCCUUGUUAUCAACGCUCGUUUUGUUUUACAUACAUAGCAUAGACCACAAAAACACUUGAUCAGGUAUACCACAUUUUUUGUGGAACACGUAAUGAUGCCCUAUAUAAUCCUUUAUGACCAUAUGUACCUCUGUGAUUUAAUUAUGAUUGACUACGCGUAAAAGUGAAUGAAAUUGUUUCCACACCCACCAUGCGUCAUGUGCGUAAUGAUCAUGUGAGAUGAAAUGGGUAUAUUUUGGGAUGUGAGCACUCAGUCUGUUUGACCUGACGAACAUCCAUUUUGGAUCGAAACGUAGUCAGUGAAUUGGGAGCAUAAACAGUGUGCAGGCCUUCCUGUUCUUCACAUGUAUUCUUUGUUAGCCCAAAACCUACAUUUUUAAGGAUGUGCGUAUGACCACAAACUUUUCUAUAGACAUACCCAUCUGAACCAUAGAAAUAGAAUUGCUAGUUUAGUAGUAGUAAUUCAAAUUCUAUGAUAUGAACAUUUGUGGGAAGCAAUGAGCUAUCAUGGUCUCUGGUCGAUUUUCUUACAUUGUAGUAUCUGUGAUUUGAAGUGGUCUAGUGUCUGUUUGAUUUUGUUGUUGUUUUGACUCUUAGGGACCUGUCCUGACUGUGGCCUUCUCCAGGGGAGGAGACCUCUUUGCCUCAGGGGGUUGUGAUGCUCAGGUGGGUGGACUAAUUGUGUGUUCAUGAUAUGAAGGGAAGCAGAUGGCUGCCUACCUGUAACCUGGGUCAUGUUCAGUAGGGCACACUAGCAAAAUAUUUGUCUACAUAAAGUCAAAAUCUGAUCAGUGUUCUUAUUGAAGAAAUGCAGGUAGUAGAUCUCUGUAUGCUCCCAUCUUAUUUGCAAUGAUGAGCUGGUGCCCUGCCGUAAUGGCUCACAUCUAUCAACAUUUACAUGUGUCAUUUAACAGAGCGAUUUACAGGAACAAUCAGGGUUAAGUGCCUUGCUCAAGGGCACAUGGACAGAGUUUUCGGAUCCAACGACCUUCCAACGCUCUUAACCGCUAGGCUACCUACCGCCCCCAGGUUCUGAUGUGGAAGACCAACUUUGAUGCGUUUGACUACCGGGAGGUCCUGAGCAGACACAGCCAGCGGGUCACCCCCAACCCCCCUCCUCACCUGACAGACAUCUACCCCCGAGGACCACACCUCCACUCUUCCCAGUCUGGGGCCAUAGAGGUCAGAGGGCAACACAGACAUAACAACAUGAAUAAACACAAUCAUCUUCUCACUGACUUCACAUUUUAUUCUAGUUAUUUAGCAGAUGUUCUUAUCCAGAGUCACUCAGAUACUAGAAGUGCAUUUGACUAUAUCAGGGCGUAUAAUUAACACCUGCCAAAUGCGGGUACAUUUUGGUAUUGGCGGGUAAGUUGGUCGACUGUACCAGCCACCUAUUCUGUGGGGGGGAAAAAUGGCUGUUUGAUUUUUUUCAUCUACCUGCCACAGUGGCUAAUGGACCGAAAAGUUAGUUUCAGGCCCUGCUAAAUGCACUAAUAUCGAAAAUACAUGUGUAAAUUCGAGGUAGGGCAGAAUAGUUGGACCAUGGAUUCAAAUAAGACUUGUUAUAAGCAUCCACAACAUCAUGUUAGCUCCUACAAUGUAAAAUGCAUAUUCCUAUAAAUGCUUCCAUAAUGCAUUGCGUACAGGUGGUGUUUGUAUUCCUAAUGCUUUACACCAUUGUGUGACCAUUGCUCUCCUCCUCCCUCCCCAUAGAUCAGUCCCAUGGUGGCAGACACCCAGACCACUGACCCAGCUGUCAUAGAGGUGGGCCAGGCCCUUUAUACAGCCACCACGGUAAGACCCCUUCUACCUACCAGCACUACCUCCCUCACAGCCAAUCAGCACAGUCAUAUGUCCGUUUCAUCUGGCUAUAACUGAGCUGAGUUGUCUUCAUUAGGCAUGAAACAAAAUAAAACAGUCCAAAACUGAGUGAAACGGGGGUACAAUAUGAACUUGUCCAAUAAGAAACAGUUUCAAUUUUCCCUUGCCAAACAUUUUGCUAAUGUGUGCCCUAAUGAACAUGUCCCUGGAUUGACCACCAGAGCCUAUAUACACCAGAGCCUAUAUAUAAUGGUGUGCUAUCUGAGUUUCACGGGUAGACUUCAUGAUGGGCAACAGGGCAACAAUUCAUGUGUAACAUGUAUAGUCCACCAGGUGGCGAUACAGGCCAGUGUUUAAUUGUCUCAUUGGUGACAACAGCAUUAUAAAGACCUCUGUGUGUGCUCUCCAUUGCAGUGCACCGACCCACAAUGCACUCAAUGGAGGUCACAAUACCAGGGAGGUAUUUUACAUUGACAAACAGAGCAACACUGUACUGUAAGCAGUUUGGGCUUCUCUGUGGAAGAACAAAGUAAUAUGUAAUUCAUUCAUGAGUUAAUGCACUCGUUCAUUCAUGAGUUAGUUUAUUCAUUGAUUCAUGAGUUCGUUCAUGUGUUCGUUCAUUCAUGUCAGAUAGGCCUAAAUGGGCACACUGCUGUGGACAGACACAGUUUGACAUGGCAUUGUUGGUAGCAUCCAGCAUCUUUGUAGAUCAUGUAGUACAGUAUGUGUGUGUGUUUGAGUAUUGAGUUAAUGUUAUCACAGUACACAAUGUGGGAACAACAUGCCUGCUGAAUAUGCAGAUCCCAUUCAUGCAUGUAGGCAGCAAAGAGCUUCCUCUCCUCUCCUCUGUACCUCCCCCGUACCUCUCCCGUCUCUGCACUGUGAAUAGUGCCUUUGGCUUGUACAGUACUUGUGUCUGGCUGAGUAUACUAUCCUCCUGUUCCUUUUCUCUCUCCCCCUCUUUCUCUCUGUCUCCUGCCUCUUUCUCUCUGUCUCCCCCCUCUCUCUCUCUCCCCCCCCUCUCUCUCUGUCUCCCCCCUCUUUCUCUCUGUCUCCCCCCUCUCUCUCUCUGUCUCCCUGCCUCUCUCUCUCUGUCUCCUGCCUCUUUCUCUCUGUCUCCCCCCUCUUUCUCUCUGUCUCCCGCCUCUUUCUCUCUGUCUCCCGCCUCUUUCUCUCUGUCUCCCGCCUCUUUCUCUCUGUCUCCCCCCUCUUUCUCUCUGUCUCCCCCUCUUUCUCUCUGUCUCCCCCCUCUUUCUCUCUGUCUCCCCCCUCUUUCUCUCUGUCUCUCCCCCCUCUUUCUCUCUGUCUCCCUCCUCUUUCUCUCUGUCUCCCGCCUCUUUCUUCUCCCCUUUUCUCCGUCUCCCCUCUUUCUCUCUGUCUCCCUCCCGCCUCUUUCUCUCUGUCUCCCCCCUCUUUCUCUUUCUCCCCCCCUCUUUCUCUCUGUCUCCCCCUCCGUCUCCCCCCUCUUUCUCUCUGUCUCCCCCCUCUUUCUCUCUGUCUCCCCCUCUUCUCUCUGUCUCUCCCCGCCUCUUCUCUCUGUCCCCCACCUCUUUCUCUCCUUGUCUCCCUCCCCCCUCUUUCUCUCUGUCUCAAGCCUCUUUCUCUCUGUCUCCCCCCUCUUUCCCUCUGUUCUCCCGCCUCUUGCUCUCUGUCUCCCGCCUCUUUCUCCUGGUUCCCUCCUCUUUCUCUCUGUCUCCGCCUCUUUCUCUGUAUCCCCCCUCUUUUCUUCUGUCUCCCCCUCUGUCUCUUGUCUCCCCCCUCUUUCUCUCUGUCUCAAGGCCUCUUUCUCUUCUGUCUCCCCCCUCUUUCUCUCUGUCUCCCGCCUCUUUCUCUCUGUCUCCCGCCUCUUUCUCUCUGUCUCCCCCGUCUUUCUCUUUGUCUCCCGCCUCUUUCUCUCUGUCUCCCCCCUCUUUCUCUUUGUCUCCCCCCUCUUUCUCUUUGUCUCUCUCUCUCUCAUUUCUCUCUCUAUGUGAGGUUGUCUUGGCUAGGCUCCCUGUGUGAGUCGCCAGAGCGUGGCUGAGUGGAUGCCCGUGCCAGCCAGAGGAGAGAGGGAGAGAGGCAUCUCCCAGACUAACAUAUACACACACACACUCUGUUAGCUAACGGAGGCCUGUACUGAAUGAGUUCACCCCCUGGUCCUUCCCUGUCACCUCACAUCACCGGGGAGGACUACAAGAUAACCUUCCUGCCCUGGAUUAGUGUUUCCUAAUGGUGCUUCCUAACCAAGCGAAGGGAGGGAGAGUGUGAGGGUGGGAGGGAGAGUGUGGGGGGACAGAAUUUUCCCUGGAGGGGGUCUUUUCCCACUGACAGUAAUUAUUUCAGGGUGAUACCCUCUCUGUGUGUGUGUAUGCUUUCAUAUGUUAUAGGCUGUUUGUGCGUAUGUGUUUGUGUUUUGGAGACUGUGUGUGUGCAUACGUAGACUUUUAUAAGUGUGUGACUGGGUAUAGUAUGCCGAUGAGGCUACAUGCCAAUAUCAUGUAUGCUUGCGUUCGUAAAUCUAUGGGGUAAAUUGUGUGACGCACUUUGACAUGACUCAAUACAUGUAGAUCCUCACUGCUUUCUACUUACUUACCUGUUCUCUCUUCCCUUUUAUGAUCUCUCUCUUUCUCUCCUCUCUCUCUCUUUCUCUCUCUUUCAUUGUCUCUCUCUAUCAUUCUCACUCUCCAUUCUCUCUCUCUUCUUCUCUCCUUUCUCUCUCUCCUUUUUCUCUCUCUCCCUCCUUUCUCUCAUUCUCUCUCUCUCUCUCUCUUCUCUCUCUUUCUUACGCAUUCUCUCUCUCCGUUCUCUCUUUUAUCUCAUUCUCUCUUUCUCUCUUUCUUUCUCUCUCUUUCUCUCAUUCCUCUUUCUCUCUCAUUCUCUCUCUCCCUCCUCUCUCCUUUCUCUCUCAUUCUCACGCCUUUCUCUCUUUCUCUCUCAUUCUCUCUCUCCGUUCUCUCUCUUUUAUCUAAUUCUAUCUCUCAUUCUCUCAUGCUCUCUCGCUUAUUCUCUUUCUCUCUCAUUCUCUCUCUCCUCUCUCUUUAUUUCUCUCAUUAUCUCUCCUCUCUUCUCACAUCUCCCUCCAUUCCUCAUCUCUUUCUCUCAUGUCUCGUAUCUUUCUUUCUCCCUUCUACUCCAUUCUCUCUCUUUCUCUCAUUCUCUCUCUUUCUUUCUCUCAUUCUAUCUCAUUCUCUUUCUUUCUCUCGUUCUCGCUCUCAUUCUCUCUUUCUCUUCUCUCUUUCUCUUCCCUCUCUCAUUUCCCUCUCUCAUACCCUCUCUCAUUCUCUCUCUCAUUCUUUUUAUUUUUCUGGUUCUUUCUCUCAUUAUCUCGCUCUCUCCUUCUCUCCUUUCUAUUUCUCUCUCCUUUCUUUCUCUCUUCUCUCAUUCUCUCUCCUUUCUCUCAUUCUCUCUCCCUCCCUCUUCCUCCUUUUAUUCUCUCUCCUUUCUCUCUCAUUCUCACUCUCCUUUCUCUCUUUCUCUCUCAUUCUCUCUCUCCGUUCUCUCUCUUUUAUCUAAUUCUUUCUCUCAUUCUCUCUUUCUCUCUCUCAUUCUCUCGCUCAUUCUCUUUCUCAUUCUCUCGCUUAUUCUCUUUCUCUCUCAUUUCUCGCUCAUUCUCUCUCUCUCGCUCUUUCUCACUCCAUUCUCUCUCUCUUUUCUCUCAUUCUUGCUUUCUCCCAUUCUCUUUCGGCUCGCUCUUUCCCGCUUCUCGCUCGUUCUCGUUCUCUUCUCUUACUCAUUCACUCAAUGCUCUUCCGUCUCUCCUCUCUCUCCUUAUCUCUCAUUCUCUUCCGCUUUUCUCUCUCUCUUCUCGAUCUCUUUCUCUCAUUCCUCUCUCAUUUGUCCUCUUUCCUCUCAUCCUCUAUGUUUCCUCUAUUUCCUAUAUCUCUCCUUUCUCUUUCUCUCUCAUUUUCUCAUCUCUCUCUUUCUCUCAUUCUCUCUCCUUUUCUCUCAUUCUCUUUCUCUCUCAUUAUCUCGCUCUCUAUUUCUAUAUCUCUCUCUUUCUCUCAUUCUCUCUCCUCUCUCUCUCUCAUUCUCUCUCUCCUUCUCUCUCUCCUCUCUGUCUCUCUGUCUGUCUCUCACUCUCUCUUGCCUUAUUAUCUUUCUCUCGUACUUUCUCUAAUUCUCUCUCUCAUUCCCUCUCUCAUUCUCUCUCAAAUUGAAAUGGCUUUAUUGGCAUGGAAAGUGUUACCACAUACAGUGCAUUCGGAAAGUAUUCAGGCCCCUUGACUUUUUCCUCAUUUUGUUACGUUACAGCCUUAUUCUAAAUUGGAUUAAAUUAAAUGUUUUCCUCAUCAAUCUACACACAAUACCCCAUAACGACUAAGCGAAUACAGGUUUUUAGAAAUUUUAGCAAAUGUAUUAAAAAUAAAAACAAAUACCUUUAUUUACAGAAGUAUUCAGACCCUUUGCUAUGAGACUCGAAUUUGAGCUCAGGUGCAUCCUGUUUCCAUUGAUCAUCCUUGAGAUGUUUCUACAACUUGAUUGGAGUCCAACUGUGGUAAAUUCAAUUGAUUGGACAUGAUUUGGAAAGGAAUACACCUGUCUAUAUAAGGUCCCACAGUUGACAGUGCAUGUCAGAGCAAAAACCAAGCCAUGAGGUCGAAGGAAUUGUCCGUAGAGCUCAGAGACAGGAUUGUGUCGCGGCACAGAUCUGGGGAAGGGUUCCUCUGUGGAGAUGGUUGUCCUUCUGGAAGGUUCUCCCAUAUUUGCAGCACUCCACCAAUCAGGCAUUUAUGGUAGAGUGGCCAGACUGAAGCCACUCUUGAGUAAAAGCCCGCUUGGAGUUUGCCAAAAGGCACCUAAAGGACUCUCGGACCAUGAUAAUCAAGAUUCUCUGGUCUGAUGAAACCAAGACUGAACUCUUUGGCCUGAAUGCCAAGUGUCAAGUCUGGAGGAAACCUGGCACCAUCCCUAGGGUGAAGCAUGGUGGUGGCAACAUCAUGCUUUGGGGAUGUUUUUCAGCGGCAGGGACUAGUCAGGAUUGAGGGAAAGAUGAACGGCGCAAAGUACAGAGAGAUCCUUGAUGAAAAUCUUCUCCAGAGCGCUCAGGACCUCAGACUGUGGCGAAGGUUCACCUUCUCACAGGACAAUGACCCUAAGCACACAGCCAAGACAACGCAGGGGUGGCUUCAGGACAAGUCUCUGAAUGUCCUUGAGUGGCCCAGCCAGAGCCUGGACUUGAACCUGAUCGAACAUCUCUGGAGAGACCUGAAAAUAGCUGUGCAGCAACGCUCCCCAUUCAACCUGACAAAGCUUGAGAGGAUCUGCAGACAAGAAUAGGAGAAACUCCCCAAAUACAGGUGUGCCAAGCUUGUAGCGUCAUACCCAAAAAGACUUGAGGCUGUAAUUACCGCCUAAGGUGCUUCAACAAAGUACUGAGUAAAGGGUCUGAAUAUUUAUGUAAAUAUAAUAUUUCAGUUUUCAAUACAUUUGCAAAAAAAUCUAAACCUGUUUUUGCUUUGUCAUUAUGGAGUAUUGCGUGUAGAUUGAUGAAAAACUAUUUAAUACAUUUUAGAAAACGGCUGUAACGUAACAAAGUGGAAAAAGUAAAGGGAUCUGAAUACUUUCCGAAGGCACUGUAUAUUAGAGACUUCCUCCUAACCACCUGGGAGUUAACACUGUUUUUUAAUUUUUUUAUUUCACCUUUAUUUAACCAGGUAAGCCAGUUGAGAACAAGUUCUCAUUUACAACUGCGACCUGGCCAAGAUAAAGCAAAGCAGUGCGAUUAAAAACAACACAGAGUUACAUAUGGGGUAAAAAACAUAGUCAAAAAUACAACAGAAAAUAUAUAUACAGUGUGUGCAAAUGUAGCAAGUUAUGGAGGUAAGGCAAUAAAUAGGCUAUAGUGCAAAAUAAUUACAAUAGUAUUAACACUGGAAUGCUAGAUGUGCUUAAAAGAAAUACUCAGUGUAUUUUCUUUGUACUUUGAUGGCUUCUGCUCUGCCAUUAUGAGCAUGAUUCCCAUGAUUUGUCUCAAUGAAUGCUCUAUCUUUUCAGGUCCUGUAAAGAUAUUGAUAGAAUUAACGAUCUCUCCUCUGAUUAACACAAAGGCCUGCAUAUCGACAACAACAACGAUGUCCUUUUUGCUAUUAUGUGAUGUACUAAUUGUGGAGGUGGUGUUCCUGUAACUGAGAUAUUUACGCAACAUUUCCCAACUAGUCAAUCGUCUGGCAACAGAGGAGACAAAACGGAAAACGUUCCAAGACACCGUAUACAUCCCGUAAUCCUCUCUUUAUCGGCCCUCUCCCUCCCAGCAGCCCUCACUGCAGUCGCUGUGGGAAGGCAUCAUGUGAGUGGCCAAACAUGAUCUCACUCGUCAAAUAUACAGGAGGGGCAAGCCGGAUCACUAAUUCAGUAGGGUUCUCUGUCUCUCCUCUCCUCCCCUCCCUCACUCAGUCUCUUCCUCUCUUUCAUCUCCCUGUUAUGCAAUGAGCAUAAGACUCAGAGGAAGCAGGCAGGCUGUAGCUUGAGGGCUGUGCUGCUGCCUUGGACUACCCAAGGCCGGCCCGCUCAUUAGGCAGGAUUAGGCGGCCGCCUCUGGCGGCAGAUUGACGAGGGCGGCAUAUUCUGAGCUAAACUGACCAAGACGCACCUCCAACAACAACACACAAAACCUCACACAAUUUCUCUCAACCAGAGGCAUAUGUGCUUUUUAGGUGAGCUUUGAUGCCGCCCUAUGAUAAGCUGUGCCCACUUUAUCAAAGGCAGGGAUGCAAAAUAUUUAUCUUGUCCAUUCCAAGCGCGCCUCUCCAGGGUGCUAUUGGAGAGACGCAUCGCUGCGGCACUCCACCAACAUUUAGUUCAGGCUGGAGAUACAAUGUAAUGAGACAAACUUUUUACAUCAUGCAGGUUUCUCCGAUCAAAUAGUCUAACCUAAAUGGCACCCAAUCAAAUAAAAAAUGUGCCGACGUGUUAACAAACAACACACACUACAGAUACAAAAGCAUGUGGACACCCAUUCAAAUUAGUGGAUUCAGCAAUUUUAGCCACACCCAGUGUAUAAAAUCGAGCACACAGCCAUGCAAUAUUCAUAGACAAACAUUGGUAGUAGAAUGGCCUUACUGAAGAGCUCAGUGACGUUCAACGUGUCACUGUCAUAGGUUGCCACCUUUCGAACAAGUUAGUUUGUCAACUUGGGUAGUCCAAGGCAGCAGCACAGCCCUCAAGCUACAGCCUGCCUGCUUCCUCUGAGUCUUAUGCUCAUUGCAUAACGGGGAGAUGAAAGAGAGGAAGAGACUGAGAGAACCCUGCUAGAGCUGCCCCAGUCAACUGUAAGUGCUGUUAUUGUGAAGUGGAAACGUCUAGGAGCAACAACGGCUCAGCCGCGAAGUGGUAGGCCACACAAGCUCACAGAAUGAGACCGCCGAGUGCUAAAGCGAGUAGCGUGUAAAAAUUGUCUGUCCUCGGUUGCAACACUCACUACCGAGUUCCAAACUGCCUCUGGAAGCAACGUCAGCACAAUAACUAUUUGUCGGGAGCUUCAUGAAAUGGGUUUCCAUGGCCGAGCGUCAGCUGGAGUGGUGUAAAGCUCGCCGCCAUUGGACUCUGGAGCAAAAUAAACGUGUUCUCUGGAGUGAUGAAUCACGCUUCACCAUCUGGCAGUCCAACGGACUAAUCUGGGUUUGGCGGAUGCCAGGACAACGUUACCUGCCCGAAUGCAUAGUGCCAACUGUAAAGUUUGGUGGAGGAAGAAUAAUGGUCUGGGGUUGUUUUUCAUGGUACGGGCUAGGCCCCUUAGUUCCAGUGAAGGGAGAUCUUAACGCUACAGCAUACAAUGACAUUCUAGACAAUUCUGUGAUUCCAACUUUGUGGCAACAGUUUGGGGAGGGCCCUUUCCUGUUUCAGCAUGACAAUGCCCCUGUGCACAAAGUGAGGUCCAUACAGAAAUGGUUUGUCGAAAUCGGUGUGGAAGAACUUGACUGGCCUGCACAGAGCCCUGACCUCCACCCCAUCGAACACCUUUGGGAUGAAUUGGAACGCCGACUGACCUCACUAAUGCUCUUGUGGCUGAAUGGAAGCAAGUCCCUGCAGCAAUGUUCCAACAUCUAGUGGAAAGACUUCCCAGAAGAGUGGAGGCUGUUAUAGCAGCAAAGGGGGGACCAACUCCAUAUCAAUGUAGAUGAUUUUGGAAUGAGAUGUUCGAUGAGCAGGUGUCCACAUACUUUUGGUCAUGUAGUGUAUCCUAAAAACAGGACAGGUCAAAGUAAAAUGGACAAUAUGGAAUGGACAAUCGGGCUACUCACAACUGCUGUCCAGGAAUUUCAUCCCGUGUGCUAAAUUGUCAUGAUCAGUGGUUUCAAGUUUGUAUCCGUAAAUAUAUUUUGAGCUGAUCUGAAAAUACUUAUUCUGCAUUUCCCGCUGUGUAAACACAUUGCAAAUAUGCUUGGGAUAACUCCUCCUGAUAAAGUUGGGUAGCUGAUAUUCAGAGCUUAAAUUGAUUAGUCACAGGAAUCAGGACUAAUAAAACCAAUGCAACGGCCUGUUUUACAAAUGGUGGGCCUACCACAUGGAUGGGCGUUCCUGAGAUAAAAUGUCAGGCAACACUGUAGGACAGGGAUGGGCAAGUCCAGUUCUCUGGGGCCUGAUUGGUGUCACACUUUUGCCCCAGCUAACACAGCUGACUCCAAUAAUCAACUAAUCAUGAUCUUCAGUUUAAAAUGCAAUUAGUUUAAUCAGCUGUGUUGACUAGGGAUGGGGAAAAAAGUGUGACACCACUCCGGCCCCCAAGGACUGGAAUUACCCAUUCCUGCUGUAGGCUAUAACUCCGUAAUCACAGACCGACGCUGAUGCCUUUUGGUCCUGUCCGGACCGGCCUUGAUUUCUACGUCCACGGACGUUGGUUUUUGGUCCCGUCCGGACCAAAUCUGAACCAAUCAUAGACGUCUAUGUUUGGUUCAGAUUUUGUCCGGUCUGGACCAGCCUUGAUUUGGCCCAAACAUAGAUGUCUAUAAAUGUAGAUAUUUUCAACUUUCAUCCAGAACCCAAAAUGAACCUGAUUUCAAAGACGUCUUUUCACCUUUCAUUCAGAACCUAAAUUUAAUCUAACUUCAACGUCUGGAAAAAUACAUAUUUUAGACCUCUUUUCAACAUCAUUUUGCUUACUGGGACAAUUAUUGUAGGGGCGGCAAUUUUUUUGUCUGGCCUAGGGCGGCAGAAUGGCCAGGACCGGCCCUGGGACUACCUAACCUUUCUUUGAACAAGGCUUUUCUUCCCCCACCCUAGCCAAGUGCUUAUAGCCAAACUUGCUUUUCCUUUAAGGUUAAAGUAAAGCCUAGGAUGCUGUGUUCUCUCUCUCCUCUCUUUCUCGUUUGUAUGUGUGUACUGGCUUUGGCUAUGUCUCGCUAAUCUGGAUUUGUUUCUCACCUUCCUUUGCCUCAUGUCCUCUGAUCAUUGAAGGGUCUCUACAGAUGAUGUGCUUCAACUGUACUUAUUUUUUAUAUCUGUCACAGAACUGUCACACUGCUUCAGAGAAAUGCUAUCAAAUUUGCAUAGCAUCAGCGCUCACCUCAGCUACACAAGACUCUUUCCGAUACGUCCCUCUCUCUGUCUUCCUCCCUCCCUCUCUCUGUCUUCCUCCCUCCCUCCCUCGCUCUGUCCUCCUCCCUCCCUCUCUCUCAAGGGUACACGCUGUGUCCGGAGGGGCCUAUGCUGAAAUGCGC
Molecule: messenger RNA, 16728 nt
Organism: Coregonus sp. 'balchen'
Lineage: Eukaryota; Metazoa; Chordata; Actinopteri; Salmoniformes; Salmonidae
Source: the annotation of a GenBank genome assembly